Stomoxys calcitrans (stable fly) is the source of this 1693-nucleotide messenger RNA. RefSeq names its product putative inorganic phosphate cotransporter. Bases 166 to 1641 code for a protein of 491 amino acids. The transcript has 4 exons. Gene Ontology annotation, molecular function: transmembrane transporter activity. Gene Ontology annotation, biological process: monoatomic anion transport; transmembrane transport. The record is from RefSeq and is a predicted model, not a curated record. NCBI's taxonomy places the organism in Eukaryota, Metazoa, Arthropoda, Insecta, Diptera, Muscidae. Gene Ontology annotation, cellular component: plasma membrane.
UUCAAAUAUUGUUUUUCAAGUUUAAAUAACUCGGUUCGUUGGCACGGUCAAGAUGUUGUCGUCGUUUCGGAAAUAGAAUGGAAAUUUCAAAAAAUCAAAGGACUACCUAAAUACAAAUUUGAAGAAUAUUUCAGUUUUAAUUGCAGAAAUAAAUAGACCAUAAAUAUGACAGCCGUCGAGGAUAAAGGACCCACAUUUGGCAUGCGCCAUAUGCAGACCCUACUUUUAUUUCUCAAUAUUGUGGUAGUCUACAUUAGCCGCCUUAAUAUCGGAGUAGCUGUGGUUGCCAUGACAAAUGCCGAAACAACAAAUCCAGAUUUUCCGGAAUUCGAUUGGAGUGAAAAACAAAUUUCCUACAUUCUUUCCAGUUUCUAUUGGGGCUAUGUGUUUACCCAAUUUCCCGGAGGAGCCUUGAGCAAACGUUUUGGUGCCAAGAUUACCAUGGGUCUGGCCACAUUUUUCUCCGCCAUUUUGAGUGCAGUGACACCGGUCUCUGUAACAUGGGGAGGAUGGAAGGCAUUUUGUGUUAUCAGAGGUUUGCAAGGCAUCUUCCAGGGCAUGCUUUUCCCCUGUAUACAUGAACAUCUGGCUAAGUGGUCACCAUUGCAGGAGCGUAAUCGCCUGGGAGCCUUAAGUCACACCGGCAUUGAGUGUGGCACGGUCUUGGCUUUGGGUAUUACAGGCCUCAUUGCUGGAGGGCCCAUGGGUUGGCCGGGUAUUUCAUAUGUUUCAGCUGCUCUAUGCUUUGCUUGGUGCCUGCUUUGGUUUGUGUUCGCUGCAAAUAAUGCCACAGAAUCACGGUUUAUAAAAGAGGCCGAGAAAAGCUACAUAGAAUCGUCUUUGGAACAUGCUGAUGAUUUUCAUAAGAAAAAGAUACCCAUACCUUGGAAGGCCAUAUGGUUGUCAGUACCCUUUAAUGCGCUGCUAUUGGCCCGCUGUGCUGAAGGUUGGGGCCUAGCCACCUUACAAGCCCAAAUACCUUCCUACCUGAAUGGUGUUUUGGAUAUGGAGAUCAAAUCGAAUGCCUUGUUCUCAGCCCUGCCCUUCUUAGCCAUGUGGGUGAUGUCCUAUGUGUAUUUGAUUUCGGCGGAUAUUUUACAGCGUCGAAAGAUUUUAACCUUAUCGGCCAUACGCAAAACCAUGAACAGUUUUGCCUUUUGGAUACCAGCUGUGGGUUUGGUUGCAAUAGGCUUUCUGGAUAGUGACAGUAAGACAUGGGCCAUUAUCCUUAUGACACUGAGUGUGGGUGUAAAUAGUGGAGCAACCAUUGGCAGUUCUCUGAAUUCCAUUGAUUUGUCACCGAAUCAUGCGGGUAUUUUAAUGGGCAUUGUCAAUACCAUAGCGAAUUUUAUGCCCUUGUUUUCACCUUUGGUGGUGGGGGUCAUAGUAACAGAUUCGUCCAAUCGAACCCAAUGGCAAAUUGUAUUUGCCAUCUCAGCAGUGGUCUUCUUCGUUGGCAAUUUAGUCUACAUCAUAUGGGGCACUGCUGUAUCUCAACCCUGGGAUGCCGAGGAUUAUUUAAUGCCAAAGGAUGCGGAGAGUUCUUCCAAAGCAAAUGACAACAAUCAAAGUGCUAGUGGAUAUACUAAUAAAGCGUUGGAAAUUACAGAUAAUUCAGAAGAUGGAGUGAAAGAAAAUUAGCAGCCACAUUUGAUACAAAUUAAUGUAGUUUUAAUUUUGUAGUUAAUUUUAA